GCAGAAGGGAAGCGAGAGCGAGCGAGAGCGAGAGUGAGAGUGAAAGCGAAAACGAAAGUGAAAGUGCCGCCCGCCUUUCGCUUUCCCCGCGGACGGUGCUGCUGCUUCGCCCGACUUCUCCGCAGCGGCGGGGGCCUUUCGGCUCGGCCGGCAAUCAAGCCCUCGAUCCGGGGGUCCCCCGAGGAAGAGGGAGGCCACAUGGCCGAGGCGCCGCAGCCCAUGCGGCUGAAGGAGUGGCUGCUGGCCCAGGUGGAGAGCGGUCGCUAUCCGGGACUGCGCUGGGUGGACGGGCGGAAGACGCUCUUCCGCAUCCCUUGGAAACACGCCGCUAAGCAGGACUACCGCGAGCGGGAGGACGCGGCGCUCUUCAAGGCCUGGGCAGUCUACAAGGGCAAGUACCGGGAAGGGCUGGAUCAAGCCGACCCCUCCGUCUGGAAGACGCGUCUCCGCUGCGCCCUCAACAAAAGCCCCGAUUUUAAAGAGGUGCCUGAGAAAAGUCUCUUGGAGGCCUCCGAGCCUUACAAAGUCUACCAGGUGGUCUCUCCAGAGGCGGCCCAAGAAGACACAGAGAAGGAAAGUGGAAUGGAUUCUCCUCUGCAGUCAAAACGUCCCUUGGCACCAGCACCUGGAGUGGAUGCAGCCCAUGGCUUCUCAGGCAAGGCCAAGCCAUCUUCGGAGCCUGAUGGGAAAACGCAAAAUGAGCCAGGGAGUGCUCUGCUCCCCCAGAAGCUGAAGAGUGGAGACCUCCAGGGGUGUCAGGUGAAAGGUUUUUUCCACACUUGGGCUCCAUCACAGAUCUACCAGCUUCCAAACCGGGCUUUCGUUAGUCCAAGUUCACAGUUUGUCCCCAGCAAAAGCAUCAAUUCAGAUUGCUGCCUUCAUGUUCGCCUCUACUACCACGAUGUGCUAGUGAAAGAGAUGAUGACAAGCGUAGCGGAAGGUUGCCGAAUCACCUACCAGCCGGUGGUGGCAGAGAACGAUGACCUGUAUGGUCCAAGCGGCAUGGAAGAAAUCCAGUUCCCUUCUCCGGAUAUCCUGAGCUGCAAAAAUUGGGGGCCCAAGGCCAUCUGGGUCUUGAAGAAGUUGCUCCCCCACUUGAAUCGUGGGGUGCUCCUUUGGGUAGCUCCAGAAGGAGUCUUCAUGAAACGCCAGUGCCAGAGUCGGGUUUACUGGAAGGGGCCGCUGGCACCCCACAAGGAUCAGCCCAACAAGCUGGAGAGAGAGAAAACGUAUUGGCUGUUGGACACGCAACAAUUCCUCCAGGAGUUACGAGGUUUCCUGAGACACGGAAAGCCGCUACCGCAGUACCAGAUCCACCUCUGCUUUGGAGAAGAAUUUCCGCCUGUUCCCAACCAGAAGCUCCACAGGUUCAUUACGGCCCAGGUGGAACCAGUGUUUGCCCGCAAUCUCUGCUUUCACGCCCAGCGGUAUCUCCAGGGCUCUCGGACCUGCCCUCCAAAGACGCCCAAGAAGAUCAUCCAGAUCCUGCAGCAGCUCUCUUCCUCUUGCCCUGCUCCGGAUGUCACCGCUGACCUGGAAGAGAAGUCCUGACCACGGGAGCCCUCCCUCGAGAUUCAGCCUCUUCUCUCAGGGAUUCAAUGGCUGGUCUGGGCUGAAAUCUUGUAGGAAGAAGGACUCUGUGUUUGGCCUGGAUGUCGCUUUUUUAAUAUAUGCAAAUUUGUAUUAAAAAAUAUGAGGGGGGAGAGUGAGCCUUGUUUAUAUAUAUAUAUAUGUAGGUCUUUGGUUAUUCGGGUCUUCUCCCACGUAAAAUUGGAAGUGUCUU
Molecule: messenger RNA, 1783 nt
Organism: Pantherophis guttatus
Lineage: Eukaryota; Metazoa; Chordata; Lepidosauria; Squamata; Colubridae
Product: interferon regulatory factor 4-like
Biological process (GO): immune system process; regulation of transcription by RNA polymerase II
Cellular component (GO): nucleus
Molecular function (GO): protein binding; DNA-binding transcription factor activity, RNA polymerase II-specific; RNA polymerase II cis-regulatory region sequence-specific DNA binding
Source: RefSeq, a predicted model, not a curated record